GCCGCUGCGCGCGGCGGGGGCGGCGGUCCGGUCCGUCCCGGUGCCGGUGCCGGUCCGGAGCGGCGGGCGGAGCGGACGGAGCGGAUGGAGCGGCGGGGCCCUGCCUCCCGCUGACGCCGCCGGAGCAGACGCCGCGGCCGUGACCUUGGCGCGGAGGCGAAGACUGCGAACUCCUGCCCCCCAGCGCCGACCACGUGUGGGGUGACAUGGCCCAGGGGAACCACUACGGCCAGACCAGCAACGGGGUGGCGGACGAAUCCCCCAACAUGCUGGUGUACCGGAAGAUGGAAGACGUCAUAGCCCGCAUGCAAGACGAGAAAAACGGGAUUCCCAUUCGAACGGUCAAAAGCUUCCUUUCCAAGAUCCCCAGCGUCUUCUCUGGGUCAGACAUUGUUCAGUGGUUAAUAAAGAACCUGAUGAUAGAAGAUCCAGUGGAGGCCCUCCAUUUGGGGACGCUGAUGGCUGCCCAUGGCUACUUCUUCCCAAUCUCAGAUCAUGUCCUCACCCUCAAGGAUGACGGCACCUUUUACCGGUUUCAGACGCCCUACUUUUGGCCAUCCAAUUGCUGGGAGCCGGAAAACACGGACUACGCGGUGUACCUCUGCAAGAGGACGAUGCAGAACAAGGCCCGGCUGGAGCUCGCCGACUACGAGGCUGAGAGCCUGGCCCGGCUGCAGAGAGCCUUCGCCCGAAAGUGGGAGUUCAUCUUCAUGCAGGCCGAGGCGCAGGCAAAAGUGGACAAGAAGAGGGACAAGAUCGAGAGGAAGAUCCUCGACAGCCAAGAGCGGGCGUUCUGGGAUGUACACCGCCCUGUGCCUGGCUGUGUCAACACCACGGAGGUGGACAUCAAGAAGUCGUCCCGGAUGCGAAACCCACACAAAACCCGCAAGUCUGUCUAUGGUUUACAAAACGAUAUUCGAAGUCACAGUCCCACCCACACACCCACGCCAGAAACGAAACCUCCCACAGAAGACGAGCUACAGGAGCAGAUAAACUAUUGGCAAAUACAGUUAGACAGACAUCGGUUAAAAAUGUCAAAAGUCGCGGAUAGUCUGCUGAGUUACACGGAGCAGUAUUUAGACUAUGACCCAUUUUUUGUGCCGCCCGACCCUUCCAACCCAUGGCUGUCCGAUGAUACUACUUUCUGGGAACUUGAAGCAAGCAAAGAACCGAGCCAGCAGAGGGUCAAGCGCUGGGGGUUCGGCAUGGACGAAGCGUUGAAAGACCCCGUGGGGAGAGAGCAGUUUCUUAAGUUUCUAGAGUCAGAAUUCAGCUCCGAAAACUUAAGGUUCUGGCUGGCAGUGGAGGACUUGAAGAAGAGGCCCAUUAGGGAAGUCCCCUCGCGGGUCCAGGAGAUAUGGCAGGAGUUCCUGGCUCCGGGAGCCCCCAGCGCCAUCAACUUGGACUCGAAGAGCUACGACAAGACCACGCAGAACGUGAAGGAGCCAGGGCGGUACACGUUCGAGGACGCUCAGGAGCACAUUUACAAACUGAUGAAAAGCGAUUCAUACCCACGUUUUAUACGAUCCAGUGCCUACCAGGAGCUUCUACAGGCGAAGAAAAAGUCGGAACCCUCCAUGGAUCGCAGAACAUCUUUUGAGAAAUUUGCGCAGAAUGUGGGCAGGAAUCUCCCCAUUUUCCCAUGCCAUAAAAACUGUACUCCAACACUGAGGGCCAGCACUAACCUGUUGUGAAAAGAGGGGAAGUCCCUCACGUCCAAGAGGUUAACGAGCCUCGUCCAGUCCAGCUGAAGGGACGCCGCCCUGUCGCAUGGACACGCAGACCGAUGGAGCCGCCGCCUACACUUUGUAGCUCUCUCGUCGUCGUCGUCGUCGUCGUCGUCGUGACCUGGAGCCGAGGACCUUGGGCCGAGAUGUUGCAUGAGCAGAGGACCCGCGUCCUCGUGCUUCCUUCGAGCGCCAUCUCCACCGGACUCCGCCACCGCCACGCCUUCCCGUCCUCCGUGAAGGCGGCCGGCCUCCUACCUCCCUCCACGUCCUCAGCUGGCUCUGUGUCUUUUCCUUUUUUUCUUUUCUUUUUUUUUUUUUUUUAUCAAGUUCAAGUGACGUGCGCCUUCUUCUUCCCCUCCCUCCCCCCUCCCUCCCCUUUUUCUUUUUCUUUCCCUCAACGCUUCCGCUAGACACGCAGUUCCCCGGAGACGGAAUCCGUCACUGAACUGGAAGAACUGUCGAAGAAAAGCAGUCGGUGGCGCCCGACAGCUUCACACAGAGUUUACGUGACGACACCCCUUUGUCCGGGAAGGCUCCUUGCACCGAUGUCAUCGCAGAAACAAGCACCCGCGUCCGUCUGCUGUCCGUAUGUGCGCGGCCCCCCCUCCCGUCCCUGCAUUUAUUUUUAUACCGUAUUUAAAUACGAAGCACCUCACAACGUGUGUGUGUGUGUCCCCCCCCCCCCGCCACCAUGGAUUCCAGCAGAUUCCUCCUUCCCUGUAAAUUUGUGUAUGUUUAUAUCGUUGUUUUAUCUUUCAUUAAAAGAGGCAGAAUCU
Molecule: messenger RNA, 2506 nt
Organism: Pipistrellus kuhlii (Kuhl's pipistrelle)
Lineage: Eukaryota; Metazoa; Chordata; Mammalia; Chiroptera; Vespertilionidae
Gene: RGS7
Product: regulator of G protein signaling 7
Exons: 19
Coding region: 207-1694 (495 amino acids)
Biological process (GO): G protein-coupled receptor signaling pathway; regulation of G protein-coupled receptor signaling pathway; intracellular signal transduction
Source: RefSeq, a predicted model, not a curated record